Cadophora gregata is the source of this 300-nucleotide messenger RNA. RefSeq lists its product as uncharacterized. The record is from RefSeq and is a predicted model, not a curated record. Bases 1 to 300 code for a protein of 99 amino acids. The transcript has a single exon. NCBI's taxonomy places the organism in Eukaryota, Fungi, Ascomycota, Leotiomycetes, Helotiales, Ploettnerulaceae.
AUGGAAGAGCCUCGUCCUUCCCUACCGCUUCCUACACGGUCUGAAGCCUCGCUAAACUCAAGCCACCAAGUCCGGGCCGAGUCAGCCACCCACAAAAACAGCAAGACUUACAAAAAGGACGAGGGAAAGAAAGAGACAAAAGAAAACAUUCAUACCAUACCAUACAGAAAUAUUUAUCCUUCUCUCUUGCCUCCAAAAUCAUACUUUCAAUACCAAGCAAAAGCAAGAUUUCAAAGUGAAAAAGAAAAAAAAAUUGGUUCGAAUUCUAACCCGGGUAUUCCCAAGUUCGCAGAUAGAUAA